AUGGGCGGCACCACCGACCGGAGCUCCGCAGAGACAUGGCAGCGUGUCGUGGCAGCAAUCAUCGCGAGUGGCAUCAAGGGCUCUGACUCUCUGCAGAUUGAUCUGAAGGUCACCGCUACGUACUACGGCACCACUUACGACACCCUCGAGAACCGCUUCCGCAAGCUCAAAAAGGAUGCCGCCGAGCUCAAGAAGGAAGUUGAGAGUGGUCAGCGAGGUGAAGUAGCCGUGCCCGCUCGCACCAAGUCUGCACCUACGACUCCACGGAAGCCAAAGACUCCAAAGAAGGAUGCAUUGAGUGCGGUUGCGAAUGGCCGGAUUGGCAAGACAACUCCGUCUAAGAAGAACAAGACACUGGUUAAGAAGGAGAACUCGGACGACGGCAUGUCUCCAAUGUCAGUCGAGCCGGCGAACCCCCACAUGGACAUCGGCCACCAGAUCUUCGACUUCGAGGGUGUAGAUGUGUUUGACGGUAUCUGA
This is a messenger RNA of Baudoinia panamericana UAMH 10762, 480 nucleotides long. RefSeq lists its product as uncharacterized. NCBI's taxonomy places the organism in Eukaryota, Fungi, Ascomycota, Dothideomycetes, Mycosphaerellales, Teratosphaeriaceae. The coding region runs from base 1 to 480 and encodes 159 amino acids. The transcript is spliced from 3 exons. The record is from RefSeq and is a predicted model, not a curated record.